This is a messenger RNA of Diaporthe batatas, 1404 nucleotides long. RefSeq lists its product as uncharacterized. Lineage: Eukaryota; Fungi; Ascomycota; Sordariomycetes; Diaporthales; Diaporthaceae. The record is from RefSeq and is a predicted model, not a curated record. The coding region runs from base 1 to 1404 and encodes 467 amino acids. The transcript has 2 exons. Gene Ontology annotation, molecular function: metallodipeptidase activity. Gene Ontology annotation, biological process: proteolysis.
AUGCAUCCCCACGAGAAGCACCAGCCCUAUGAGCCUGCCCUGGAUAAGCGAGAUGAUGCUCGACGAUCUCCAACCCGGCGCGUGAGCCUUCUGUUUGGCCUCCUGGCCUUGGUCGGCCUCAGCGCACUAUUCCGACUGCCUCACCACUGCCAUCAUGCCUUCUCCAAGGCGCUUCUUCCUCAGAAGCCGCUCACAGUCGAGGACAGGGUCAAGGACAUCCUCACCUCGACUCCGUUGAUCGAUGGCCACAACGACUUGCCUAUCCUAAUUCGGGCCAUCUAUGGCAACCGCAUAUACAAUGAAUCUUUCCGGGAGCCUUUUGAGGAUGGCAGAACUCCUGGUCACGUCGACCUGGUUCGGCUCCGAAAAGGCAUGAAUGGCGGUGCCUUCUGGUCUGUUUACUGGCUCUGUCCUGAUACGAUGCUCGACUUUAGUGAUGAGAUCUACGAUCCCAUUGUAAAGGAGACCAUUCAACAGAUUGAUCUUGUGACCAGGCUGCAAGAACUAUACCCGGCCCAGUUCUCAACCAAGGUGAACAGCAGCACUGCCGAAGCCGCCUUCAACAACGGCCAGCUCAUCUCGCCGCUCGGCGUCGAGGGCCUGCACCAGAUCGGCAACUCGGCCGCAAACCUGCGUCGUUUCUACGACCUGGGCGUCCGCUACGCCACGCUGACACACAACUGCCCCAACCGGUACGCCGACUCGGCACUGUGGUCCAACCCCUCGCGGUCAGCGCCCCCGUACUGGGGCGGCGUGUCCCAGGACGGCAAGGCCCUGAUCCGCGAGAUGAACCGCAUCGGCAUGAUCGUGGACCUCAGCCACACCUCGGCCGACACGCAGCGGCACGUCCUCGGCGGCGGCAAGGACGGCUGGGAGGGCAGCCUCGCCCCCGUCAUGUACAGCCACUCCUCGGCGUACAGCAUCUGCCCCCACCCCCGCAACGUGCACGACGACGUGCUCCAGCUGGUCAAGGAGCGCAACGGCGUCGUCAUGGUCAAUUUCGCCCCGGACUUUAUCUCGUGCGUCGAGGCGGACAACGAGAACGGCCUGCCGGACUUCUACCCGCCCAACUCGACCCUGGCUCACGUCGCAAAGCACGUCAUGUAUAUCGGCAACCUGAUCGGGUUCGACCACGUCGGCUUCGGGAGCGACUUUGACGGCAUCCCGAGCACCCCCGAGGGCCUGGGCGACGUUUCCAAGUAUCCAGACCUUGUCGCCGAGCUGCUGAGGCAGGGUGUCAGCGAUGAGGAUGCUGCCAAGGUGGUCGGGGGCAACAUCCUGCGCGUCUGGAAGGCUGUGGACGAGGUUGCUCUUGACUUGCAGGCCAAGGGGACGCCGCCCUUGGAAGACGAGUUGCCGAGGUUGAUGUUCGAGUCCACCUCGGAAUUCCAGGAGAAGUUCUAG